This is a messenger RNA of Stereum hirsutum FP-91666 SS1, 559 nucleotides long. RefSeq lists its product as uncharacterized. The coding region runs from base 42 to 368 and encodes 108 amino acids. The transcript is spliced from 3 exons. NCBI's taxonomy places the organism in Eukaryota, Fungi, Basidiomycota, Agaricomycetes, Russulales, Stereaceae. The record is from RefSeq and is a predicted model, not a curated record.
AUCAUCCCCUCAUACACCCUAUCCUCACUUCAUCCAUCGUCAUGACUCACCACUUCGCCGUCUGGGCUCCGGAUUACACAGACCCGGAUUGCUUGAAGCGUCGUCUUGCCGUUCGUCCGAAUCACGCCACAAACAUCAAGACACUCAUCGAGAAUGGCAUCCUCAAGGUCGCCGGUUUCACGAUCACCCCAGACUCGCUCGAGCUCGAUAACUCAGAACGCAAAAUGAACGGCUCAAUGCUCGUCGUCGCGGCUGCCAACAUGGCCGAAGUUAGGACGAUCAUCGAGAGCGAUCCGUACUGGGACGGUAAAGUUUGGGACAAGGAAAAGCUCACUAUCAUGCCUUUCGUCGCCGUCACGCCUCUAUGAGCACGUCCCACCCCCCACUGUCCCUUACGUAUCGAUGGACCGCGAUACCACGCACCAUCAUCAAGAAGAGAACCCCAUUUAGAAGAGAAGAAAGCGACGAAAGGAAAAUUAGAGCGGACUUUCCUGGCCUAUGUACAGUAUCAAUCUGUAAACUCAACAUACUGUGUACCUCAUCCUUGUUCGCAAUCAUU